UGCAUUUUCGCAAAGGUUGUUGGGAUUGUGGAAGAUCUACGGAAAGUGUUUGACACUCGCGGUGCAGUGUGGGACGGCGGAGGCCUAAGCUCAACCGAUCGGCAUCGAGAGAGAUGGAUGUAUUUCUUAUGAUCCGGCGUCACAAGACGACCAUCUUUACGGAUGCCAAGGAGUCGACCACCGUCUAUGAGUUGAAACGCAUUGUCGAGGGCAUCCUCAAGAGGGCGCCAGACGAGCAAAGGCUUUACAAGGACGACCAGCUGCUCGAUGACAGCAAGACUCUCGGCGACUGCGGCUUCACCAACCAGACGGCCCGGCCCCAGGCCCCAGCCACGGUCGGCCUGGCUUUCCGCGUUAACGACGAUGCCUUCGAGCAGCUGCGGGUGGAGCCCUUCUCCAGCCCCCCCGAGCUCCCCGACGUGAUGAAGCCCCAGGACUCCGGCAGCACAGCCAACGAGCAGGCCGUGCAGUGAGGGGGAGGGGAGGGAAGGCAGGGGCUUCUGGGAUAGGGAGGAGGGGCUCCAGGAGAGGAAGUGGUGUUCUUAUUGUACAAUAGCAGCCAGGGGAGGGGUUUCUGGGGGGGGGGGGGGUGCGCGAAUUACUGUAUCCCUGCCAUCUUUAUCCUGGUCUCCAGUCACACGCAAACAUUAACCCGCCUGUCUCAUAUAAUACCCCCCCCCCCCCCCCACCUUCAAGCGCACGCGAACAAUUAUUUUCCCACGGAGGACACUUGGACACAUUUCCGAUCGAAAUUUCAUGCAGAGUUUGGGGGUACACGACACAAACCCCCAAACCGUACGUUUUUAUUUAUGCUAAUUUCUGGGGACGGGAGGCUUAAUGUGCGUUUGUGUUUUAUUUGGGCCCUGGUGUAUAAAAAAAAAAAAAAAUUACCAAUCCCCUAUCGCAGUUUGCAGUUACGUUACUGUGUGUUACAUAGUGAUUAUUAAUAUUAAUAUUAUUUAGGAUUGUAAUGAUUUUAUGGGAAAGAGAACAGGGGGAGAGGACGCAGGUCUGUUCCGUGUCGUUGGUGUGCGUAGGACGAAUGCAUGAAAUGGAAACUGAAAAUGAACUAUUUGGAUGCUAAGACUUCAGUGCACAGUGGAGUGCAGGAACUGUGACAGAGGUCUCGCAGCAGAACCCAGACAUUCGAAGGGUUAAAGGAGAACAUUUUUUCCCACUUCAGAUGACGUUGCUUCAUUGUAUCGUUUUUGAUGUCCCCUGGUCUCCCUCCUCGGUCCUGGAGUUCCGCUGUUGAGGGGGGGUCUUAGCUCAAAUUUGGCUCUCUGUUAAAAUCUUUACUAUUAUCUAAGCAUUGUUUUUCUCUCUUCUUCUUUUUAAAGGCUAGUUUUUAAGUAUUUUGCCAUUCAGGUGACCAUGCACAAGUCUGUAUUAAAACGGACAGCGUUUUGCGCUGUAACCAAAGGCGGAGUUUAGACAGAAGUUGUGUUUCCUGCACGAGAGAAAAUGUAAAAGACUCGAUGACUAAGCGACCUGCUCAACUCGAACUCCCAGCUCCAGGUUGGGAGACCAAAGGCACAGUCCCCUCGUCUGACACGGGCCCCGCCUCUCAGACAAAGUCACCUGUGAGGCUCUGACUGACACAGGCCCACCUCUAAGUCUCAGUCGCCUGUGUCACAUGACCUGCAGGGCACUCCCCUCUCUGUUCUCUGGCACGGUGGAAAUGCCAUGUGAUAAAUCUCUUUACAAAAAGAAAAACAAAACAAACAAACAAACAAAAAAAAAAACAAAUGAUAAAUGUAAUCUUAAGUUGAAUAAAGAUGAUGGCUUUUUGUUUUUCA
Anguilla anguilla (European eel) is the source of this 1799-nucleotide messenger RNA. RefSeq names its product elongin B (gene elob). Gene Ontology annotation, biological process: transcription elongation by RNA polymerase II. Gene Ontology annotation, cellular component: VCB complex; elongin complex. The transcript has 4 exons. Gene Ontology annotation, molecular function: protein binding. NCBI's taxonomy places the organism in Eukaryota, Metazoa, Chordata, Actinopteri, Anguilliformes, Anguillidae. The record is from RefSeq and is a predicted model, not a curated record. Bases 114 to 473 code for a protein of 119 amino acids.